Molecule: messenger RNA, 1592 nt
Organism: Cydia strobilella
Lineage: Eukaryota; Metazoa; Arthropoda; Insecta; Lepidoptera; Tortricidae
Product: UDP-glucosyltransferase 2-like
Exons: 8
Coding region: 9-1580 (523 amino acids)
Molecular function (GO): UDP-glycosyltransferase activity
Source: RefSeq, a predicted model, not a curated record
UUAACGCCAUGGCAAAAAUAGUGCUAUCUUCUCUAGUUCUGGUAGCUUUAUUACACCUAUGUGGCGGCUACAAGAUAUUAUUAGUUUUCCCGUUACCUGGAAAAAGUCACCACAUCCUUGGGGCUGGUUAUGCCAAACAUCUGUUGGAAGCCGGACAUGAGGUUACAUAUGCAACCCCGUUUCCAACGAAUAAAACGACGGCAAAGUAUCACGAAAUUGAUCUAAGCAAAAGUGUAGAGUAUUUUAACAAACACAGUGCUUCAAUAUUAAAUUUAAAAGCUAUUAUCGAGAAGGAAAUAAGCGGCGAUGUAUUAAGUUCGCUACCCGUGUUCAUAGACAUGCUUAAAUGCAGCUUUGACAAUGAAAACCUUGUGAAUUUCCUCAGCGACACUUCGAAGGAGUUUGAUGCUGUUAUUGUAGAGUGGCUUUUCACCGAUGCUUUUGCCGGGAUUGCGUCCCUGUAUAACUGCCCUCUGAUCUGGUCGUCGUCCAUGGAGGCACACUGGAUAGUGCUCCAGCUGAUACACGAGCCUUCAAACCCCUCGUUUAACCCAAAUGUGCUGUCUACCACGAUCCCACCAUUUACGUUCUUCGAGCGUGUUGCCAACUUGUUCACCAUGGCUGUGUUUAAGGCUGCAAAAUAUUUCUACUUAUUGCCGAGAGAGACCGCAUUGUACGAUGAAUUCUAUACGCCCCUGUUCGCAAAACGGGGUAGGCAGCUGCCCCCAUACGAGGAAGUAUUGUACAACGGAACGUUCGUGCUGACAAACUCACACACUUCGUUGAGCCAGCCCAUCAGUGUACCUCCGAAUGUUAAAGAAAUUGGAGGAUAUCAUAUCGAUCCUAACACCAAGCCUCUUCCAGCGAAUCUCCAAAAGAUUAUGGAUGAGGCAAAGCAUGGAGUCAUAUACUUCAGUAUGGGAACCAAUGCCAAGAGCAAAGACUGGCCAGAUUCUUUAAAAAAAGAAUUCUUGGAAGUAUUUGGUGGAUUGAAGCAAACUGUGCUAUGGAAGUUUGAAGAACAAUUACCAAAUUUACCUAAAAAUGUUCAUAUUUUGGAGUGGGCGCCGCAGCAAAGCAUUCUUGCUCAUCCCAACAUACGCCUUUUCAUCACCCAUGGCGGUCUCCUGUCCACCACCGAGACAGUCUACUUUGGAGUCCCGACGAUCGUCAUGCCGUACGGAGCCGACCAGCGCGUCAAUGCGCUGAGAGCUGUGAACAAGGGAUACGCGAAGAUGGUCGACCUGUCCUAUGAAAUGGCUGGUGACAUGAAGGUUGCCAUAGAAGAAAUGCUAACUAGUACAAAGUAUUCUGAGAAGGUCAAAGAACUUUCAAAGUUGUACCACGACCGCCCGGUCCCCCCGGGCGCGGAGCUGGUGCACUGGGUGGAGCACGUGGUGCGCACGCGCGGCGCGCCGCAUCUGCGCUCCCCCGCGCUGCUGCUGCCCUGGUACCAGAAGAUCUACUUAGACUUAUUAGCAUUAGUUGUACUUGCUUUGUAUGUUAUAAAAGUAGUAUUGAAAUUGUUAUGUAGGAAGGGAAACAUAAAAGUGCCUAUUACUAAAAAGAAAACGAAUUAAAUAUAUAUGAAU